This is a messenger RNA of Phaethon lepturus (White-tailed tropicbird), 702 nucleotides long. Its product is annotated as cytohesin-1. Gene Ontology annotation, biological process: regulation of ARF protein signal transduction. The transcript has 7 exons. Gene Ontology annotation, molecular function: guanyl-nucleotide exchange factor activity. The record is from RefSeq and is a predicted model, not a curated record. The annotation marks the transcript as partial. Lineage: Eukaryota; Metazoa; Chordata; Aves; Phaethontiformes; Phaethontidae.
UGAAAGAUGAGAUAGCAGAAGUGACGAAUGAGAUCGAGAACCUGGGGUCCACAGAGGAGAGGAAAAACAUGCAGAGGAACAAGCAGGUGGCUAUGGGCAGGAAGAAGUUCAACAUGGAUCCCAAGAAGGGCAUCCAGUUCCUGAUCGAAAAUGACCUGCUGAAGAACACGUGUGAGGAUAUUGCUCAGUUCCUUUACAAGGGAGAGGGCCUCAACAAGACAGCAAUCGGUGACUACCUGGGUGAGAGGGACGAGUUCAACAUCCAAGUCCUGCAUGCCUUCGUGGAGCUGCAUGAGUUCACUGACCUCAACCUCGUGCAGGCCCUGCGGCAGUUCCUGUGGAGCUUCCGGCUGCCCGGGGAGGCACAGAAGAUCGAUCGGAUGAUGGAGGCCUUUGCCCAGCGGUACUGCCAGUGCAACCCCGGCGUCUUCCAGUCCACAGACACGUGCUAUGUGCUCUCCUUCGCUAUCAUCAUGCUGAACACCAGCCUGCACAACCCCAAUGUCAAGGACAAACCCACAGCGGAGCGCUUCAUCGCCAUGAACCGUGGCAUCAACGAUGGGGGCGACCUACCUGAGGAGCUGCUCCGGAAUCUGUAUGAGAGCAUCAAGAAUGAACCCUUCAAAAUCCCUGAGGAUGAUGGCAAUGACCUCACCCACACCUUCUUCAACCCCGACCGGGAGGGCUGGCUCCUGAAGCUAG